Messenger RNA from Acanthopagrus latus (yellowfin seabream), 812 nucleotides. It is a transcript of the gene efcab1, whose product is annotated as EF-hand calcium binding domain 1. Lineage: Eukaryota; Metazoa; Chordata; Actinopteri; Spariformes; Sparidae. The record is from RefSeq and is a predicted model, not a curated record. Bases 104 to 751 code for a protein of 215 amino acids. The transcript is spliced from 6 exons. Gene Ontology annotation, molecular function: calcium ion binding.
AGACGUCGCCUGCGAGGCUACUUGGUUGCCAUGGCGACUGGAUGUAAACAUCGCGCCUGUCUGAGGUCUCGCGCUGCGGCCGUGCUACGUCCCAGCUGUAAACAUGUCGGAAAUGACCGCUUUGACCAGAAAGCUGAUCCAAACUCAGGCUGAUACCAUCUCGAAACAAGUGGACCACUUCAGUAAAACAGAGGUUAAGUGUCUCAUCCGACACUAUAACCAGCUGCUGGGGCAGCCGGCUGUCCCUGGAAGAGCAGUUAGCGGCCUGGACAGAGGGAAGUUCAGGAGCAUCCUGCACAACAUCUUCAGGAUGACCGAUGACAUGAUCAUGGAUGGAGUCUUCAAGACAUUUGACAAAGACAAUGAUGGCUACGUCAGUAUGAAAGAAUGGAUCCAGGGACUGUCUGUUUUCCUUCGAGGGACCUUGGAUGAAAAAAUCAAAUACUGCUUUCACGUCUAUGACUUCAACGGUGACAACUACAUCUCCAGAGAGGAGAUGUUUCGCAUGCUGAAGAACAGCCUGAUCAGUAAGCCCACAGAGGAGGACCCAGACGAAGGAAUCAAAGACCUGGUGGAGAUCACACUCAAGAUGAUGGACCACGACCAUGAUGGCAGACUAUCUUUUGCUGACUUUGAAAAGGCAGUGAAAGAGGAGAAUCUGUUACUUGAGGCUUUUGGAAACUGCCUCCCUGACGCCACGAGCGUUGAGAAAUUUGAGCACGACGUAUUGCAGGAACAACUGGAACAAUGAAGAAAGCAUAUUCUUGUGUGUUUUCAGCUGUUGUUUUUAAUAAAAAAAAAAGUUAAAACAA